Microdochium trichocladiopsis is the source of this 816-nucleotide messenger RNA. RefSeq lists its product as uncharacterized. The transcript is spliced from 2 exons. The coding region runs from base 1 to 816 and encodes 271 amino acids. NCBI's taxonomy places the organism in Eukaryota, Fungi, Ascomycota, Sordariomycetes, Xylariales, Microdochiaceae. The record is from RefSeq and is a predicted model, not a curated record.
AUGGACAAGAAGGACGCAAGGUUUACACAGAUCUAUAUCAAUGAGCGAAACAGCGCUUACCUAGGAGCUGUGCUUAAAAGAAGGCAGCCCCAAGCUGUGCUGGCUCCGAUAUCACCCAAUGAGCACCAAACCAAGAGAAAGAAAGAGUCUGACUACCACACUGAAACAAGGGGUGUUACCUACCAGCCCGCUAGGACUAUCGCGUCAUCGACCAGGAGCCAGGCUUCACGCGCCGACAUUAUAGGGGCUCAACUCGGAGAUCCCUGGCAGAAGUACAUUAGAAUCCUUACAUGGCUCGAUCUUGGCCCUGAGACGUUUCUCGCCAUGGAACUCUCGUCUCCCGGAAAGUUCGUGAACGUCAGAGCUUUUCGAGGAAGUGCAGCCGAGAGGAGUCUUCACGAGAUCCAAAAGCUUCGGCAUAGAAGCUUCAUUUCGGCGCUCGAGGCCUUCUCGAUCAGGGAAGAUGUCUACGUUGUUUUUGAAGCAAUGCAGCUGAACUUGCUGCAUAUUAUCUCGUGUACCCGGUACCCUAGUCCCCAUGAAGGCGCGGCGAUCAUUGGACAAGGGUUGGUCAAUAAGGAUGAAGGCACUGAGGGCGUUCAUAACAAACAAUGGCUCCCCAAUGCAGAUGCCGUGUCGUUUGUCGCCACGACGACAUCGGCACAAUCUGCAUCCGAGUUACAGCCGGUACUGGGUCUCACAUUCCACUUCCAUGUAGCAGUACUGACAGCUGGUCUAGCACGCGUUUCUGAAGAACUUCGGACGGAAGGAUGCAUCGUGGGAUUGUGGCUGUUUGCUGGUCUUGAUUACGAUUAG